AGCAGCUGGCCGUCGGCGGUGGCGGCGGCGGGGCGGCCGGGCGGCGGCGCAGUGGCCGAGGCCAGCUGCGGCGAGGCAGCCUCAGGCGGCGCGCGAGCUGCUCUGGCGUUUCCUCCGGGGCCCGCUGGCAGCCGGCGGCGGCGCUGACGAGGACGACGAAGCCGAGGACGACAGGCGCAGCUCGUUCCAGGCCAUGGCGGCCACCGUGGAGCCGUGCCGCCGCCGGUGCGGGCCCGGUCCCGCCCGGCGGCGUCGUCGACGGCAGCGCCUCGUCCGGGAAGGUCGCCCAGAGGUCGGUGCGAUGGCGUCGUCCGCGCGCUAUAUUUAGUCGUCAGUCUCUUCGCGUGGGAGACUAUGACCCCGAGCGAAUGGCAGUCCUCGUGCGCGAUUGGGCUCGCUAGCUGCCGGCUCCGCGCCGAGUAUCUGGCUAGGCAGCUUUACUGCAAGCCUUUCACUUCCAUGGAUGACCAGCCCGCCGCGGUGGUGCGCUGUCCGCCGUGCCGUCAACAGUCGCAGUCGUCCACUUCUGUCAACGGCUCGACGGGAUCCUGGCCGCCGAGCACCGCGGCGCCGCAAGACGCGUCCAACUUCCUGGUACGUACGGGCCGCGCUCUGUACGACCGCCUUUUUUCGCUGCUCCAAGAUCAAGCCACCGACUGCGUCGUUCAAUACUGCGAGCAGGGCUCCAACGCUGAUGACCCGUCGCCAUCGUCUUCCGUCGAUGAAGCUGCGGAUGCACAGGCGUCUGAGAAAACAGUUCCGCCAGCUGCCGACUCGUGCGGGCAAGAAGAUCUUGUUGUCGUAGAGGAACCCCGAAGCGUGACUCCGCCUGAGCGCCUGCCUCAAAGUGCCGCCGUAGCUCCCGACACGGUGCUCUGCGUCCCUCGCGAGCUGGAGGUCAAGAGCGCCGGGAAUGUCAAGGGCGAUGCAGAGGAGGAGCCGCGCCGCUACCCAGCCGAGCGAGACGUGGUGCGCGCCGCGCUCGCACAUCGCCCCCUGGACGACGGCUUUCGCUUCCCCAUCGUGCAAGAGCUGGUGCGGCCUGGCGUGCUUGUGCACAACGAGAGCGACUCCUCAUGCGACCUCUCGGACGACGCCUUCCACGACGCCGCUGACGGGCUCGCCGAGGAAUUUCGCGACGGCAGCGGUUCCUCGGAGACCAGCAACGAGGAAAAGGCACUCGCGGCGCAGAACGCGUCUGGCAGGACUGCUGCUCCAGCCAACCCUACUACCACAGACGCUACAACCACCGACACAGCUACCGUCACCGCUGCGACCACUGACGUCGCGGCCACAAUCGCUUCUCCAGAUGCUGUUUCCUCGCCUCCCGCCAUUUCGUCAGUGGCCACUUCACCCGACGUGGGCUCCUUGUCGGUGAGCGGCAGUUCGACACAGGUGGCGUCUCCAAGCCGGCCUCGGUCGUCGCGCUUCGCGAAGCACCGAUUCACCGAGGCUCCCUCGCGUAAGGUGACGCCCAAAGCGCCCGAAGUGCCGGAGCAUCCGUCCGACGAGUCCUCGUCGUCUGAGACCAUGUCGCCCGUCGCAGACACCCAGAUGCCGCCGGCCACUCCACCUAAACGAGACUCGGUGGACAGCGACGAUGACGAGGCUGGCCGCGCCGUCCUGGUGCGCAGCACGUCGCUCAAGAGCGGCAAGAGUCCACCGGGUACGCCGUUCAAGAAGAAGAUCGUGCGCUUCGCCGACGCGCUAGGUCUCGACCUGGCUGCCGUGCGGACCAUCGUGUCCGAGGAGCUGCCCUUGGUACCGGCUUCCGCCUUCACGCAUCUCCAGCUGGCGCCGCUGGUGCGGUCGCCACCGCCGUGCACGCUAGAGCUAAAGGCACUGUUUUCGCAGCCCGGCGCCAGCCCAACGUUCAUGACCCGGCUGACGAGCCAACGCGUCUGCCUCGAGUCAGUCGUGUCGUCGGGCUGCGCGCUGCACGCCGUCAUCCGGGUGCUGAACGUGGCUUUCGAGAAGCUGGUGGUGCUGCGUUACUCGCUGGACAACUGGCGGUCCUUCUGCGACCUGCGUGCCGUCUACCUCCCGGGAUCGUCAGACGGCAUCUCGGACCGCUUCGGCGUCGACGUCUACCUCACGCCCCAAGGCGACGCGCAGCUGCAGAUGUGCGUGCGCUACGUGGUCGGAGACCAGGAGUACUGGGACAACAACGAAGGCGCCAACUACUGCUUCGAGUUCCGGGACUCCCCUAAAGACGAGCCCGAGGUGACGCCCCUGAUGAACUACCUCUGACCUGAGCGGAGGCCCUUCGGAGGACCCUAGUAUUUAUUCGUGCGCGCGCGUAGCUGUACAGGAACGAGUGUGUGUGGCCGGGGCUGAGUUCGUUCGCGCUGUGCGUCUCUACCGCGAAGCCACCAUAGGUUAGCAAUAAUAAAUGGACGUGUCAGACGAGCGCAGGAUCGGCUCGCGACUGGAUGUGCGAGGACUGUGGCCGACGUGUCCGCGCAGGUGCCACGCGGGAGAGCGCGGCCACCCCCGCGCCUUUCUAUUUAUUCUGUGCGGGCGCGCACACGCCAGUGGUGUAUAAGGAGCAGCGAGCCCUUACGAGUUUUUCAGCACGGAAGGAAUAUUUUCAGAAAUUUGGGUCGACAAAUGCCUUAAAAAUUAUUCCACCGAAUUUUGAACAGUCUGUUGUGGGUGUUAACGUUAGAGAAAUGAGGAAAAAAAAAUAAAUGCUUCCGGAAAGCAGAACAUACGCACGUGAAGAGUACUACUAUGUUGGAAAUUGAUGGUGCGCGAUCUUGAUUCACUUGCCUCGCGCGGUUGUUUACUCCUGCCGCGUCAGUUUUUCCAGUGUAUGGGACGAAAGCAAGUUGUAAACGUACGAUUCUUGAACCUUU
Messenger RNA from Dermacentor andersoni, 2858 nucleotides. RefSeq lists its product as uncharacterized. Gene Ontology annotation, molecular function: protein phosphatase 1 binding; glycogen binding. NCBI's taxonomy places the organism in Eukaryota, Metazoa, Arthropoda, Arachnida, Ixodida, Ixodidae. The record is from RefSeq and is a predicted model, not a curated record. Gene Ontology annotation, cellular component: protein phosphatase type 1 complex. Gene Ontology annotation, biological process: regulation of glycogen biosynthetic process.